AUGCAUUUCAAUGUUAUUACACGAUUUAAUAAUUGUUUUAAAAGAAAACAAACGUCAUCAUUAUCAUCACCAGUAAUAAUGUUGUUAUUAAAAUUAGUUAGGAUUAAAGAAGCAACAGUUGCUGAUUGUGUCUCAAUUUUAUGUGAUCUUAAAGUUAAUUAUGAAUCAUAUUUUGGUGUUCGAAUUCUUGAUUCAGCUUUGAUUAUUGCGCCACAAUUAUCUAAUCGUUUAAUUGACGAAGUUUGUGCAAGUAUUCGUGUGCAAUUGGAUAAUGAACCAGAAAUAAUUGAUCAAUUAGAACAUCGAAAAUUAAAAUUAGAUGUAGAAGCAACAGCUUUAUCAAAGAGAAAAAGAUUAUGCUUCAAAACAACAUUUAAAGCAAGUUAA
Molecule: messenger RNA, 387 nt
Organism: Rotaria sordida
Lineage: Eukaryota; Metazoa; Rotifera; Eurotatoria; Philodinida; Philodinidae
Source: the annotation of a GenBank genome assembly